GCGGCGGCGGAGGCCCGGGCGGGGCGUUUGGUUUCGUUUCUGCACCGGCUGGAAUUAGUGUCGACGGUCAAAAUGGGAGUCCCCAAGUUUUACCGAUGGAUCUCGGAGCGGUACCCCUGCCUCAGUGAAGUGGUGAAGGAGCAUCAGAUUCCAGAAUUUGAUAACCUGUACCUGGAUAUGAAUGGAAUUAUACAUCAAUGUUCCCAUCCUAAUGAUGAUGAUGUUCACUUCAGAAUUUCAGAUGAUAAAAUCUUUACUGAUAUUUUUCACUACUUGGAGGUGUUGUUUCGAAUUAUUAAACCUAGGAAAGUGUUCUUUAUGGCUGUUGACGGUGUGGCUCCUCGAGCAAAAAUGAACCAGCAACGUGGGAGGCGUUUUAGGUCAGCCAAGGAGGCAGAAGACAAAAUUAAAAAAGCAAUAGAAAAGGGAGAAACACUUCCUACAGAAGCCAGAUUUGAUUCCAACUGUAUUACGCCAGUUUUCCUGUUUAUAUUUUCACAGCAUUUGAUGACCAGUGAAGACUCUCCAAUUAUAGAAUAUUAUCCACCUGAUUUUAAAACUGAUCUAAAUGGGAAACAACAGGAAUGGGAAGCUGUGGUAUUAAUACCCUUUAUUGAUGAGAAGCGAUUGUUGGAAGCCAUGGAGACAUGUAACCACUCCCUCAAAAAGGAAGAAAGGAAAAGAAACCAACACAGUGAGUGCCUCAUGUGCUGGUAUGAUAGAGACACAGAAUUCACCUACUCCUCUCCAUGGCCAGAAAAGUUCCCUGCCAUAGAACGAUGUUGUACAAGGUAUAAAAUAAUAUCAUUAGAUGCUUGGCGCGUAGACAUAAACAAGAACAAAAUAACCAGGGUUGACCAGAAGGCGUUAUAUUUCUGUGGAUUCCCUACUUUGAAACACAUCAAACAUAAAUUUUUUUUGAAGAAAAGUGGUGUUCAAGUAUUCCAGCAGAGUAGUCGUGGUGAAAACAUGAUGUUGGAAAUCUCAGUGAAUGCAGAACCAGAUGAACUUAAUAUAGAGAACAUAGCUUCAUCAGUGCUGGGGAAGUCGGUCUUUGUUAACUGGCCUCAUCUUGAAGAAGCCAGAGUCGUGGCAGUAUCAGAUGGGGAAACUAAGUUUUACAUAGAAGAACCUCCAGGGACACAGAAGGUUUAUUUGGGAAAAACUGCUCCACCAUCUAAAGUCAUCCAACUUACAGAUAAAGAACAAUCGAACUGGACUAAAGAAAUACAAGGAAUUUCAGAACAAUAUCUAAGAAGAAAGGGAAUAAUUAUAAAUGAAACAUCUGCUGUUGUGUAUGCUCAGUUGCUCACGGGUCGCAAAUAUCAAAUCAACCAGAAUGGUGAAGUUCGUCUAGAAAAACAGUGGUCAAAACAAAUUCUUCCGUUUGUUUAUCAAACUAUUGUUAAGGAUAUCCGAGCUUUUGAUUCUCGUUUCUCCAAUAUCAAAACAUUGGAUGAUUUGUUUCCUCCCAGAAGUAUGGUCUUUAUGCUUGGAACUCCUUAUUAUGGCUGCACUGGAGAAGUUCAGGAUUCAGGUGAUGUGAUUACAGAAGGUAGGAUUCGUGUGGUUUUCAGCAUUCCAUGUGAACCAAACCUUGAUGCUUUAAUACAGAAUCAGCAUAAAUACUCUAUAAAGUACAACCCAGGAUAUGUGUUGGCCGGUCGCCUUGGAGUGAGUGGAUACCUUGUUUCAAGGUUUACAGGAAGUAUUUUUAUUGGAAGAGGAUCUAGGAGAAACCCUCAUGGAGACCAUAAAGCAAAUGUGGGUUUAAAUCUCAAAUUCAACAAGAAAAAUGAGGAAGUCCCUGGCUAUACAAAGAAAGUUGGGAGUGAGUGGAUGUACUCGUCAGCAGCAGAGCAGCUUCUUGCAGAGUACAUAGAGAGAGCACCAGAACUGUUUAGUUAUAUAGCAAAAAACAGCCAAGAGGACGUGUUCUAUGAGGAUGACAUCUGGCCUGGAGAAAAUGAGAAUGGGGCUGAGAAAGUUCAAGAAAUUAUUACUUGGCUGAAAGGACAUCCUGUCAGUACUCUGUCUCGGUCUUCUUGUGAUUUACACAUUCUGGAUGCAGCCAUUGUUGAAAAAAUUGAGGAAGAAGUUGAGAAAUGCAAGCAAAGGAAGAACAACAAGAAAGUCCGGGUGACAGUGAAGCCCCAUUUGCUGUACAGACCUUUAGAGCAGCAACAUGGAGUCAUUCCUGAUCGAGAUGCUGAGUUCCGUCUCUUUGAUCGUGUUGUAAAUGUAAGAGAGAACUUCUCGGUACCAGUCGGCCUUCGAGGCACCGUCAUUGGAAUUAAAGGGGCUAGUCGAGAAGCUGAGGUACUAUUUGAAGUACUAUUUGAUGAGGAAUUUCCUGGAGGCUUAACAAUAAGGUGCUCACCUAGUAGGGGAUACCGACUGCCAACAAGUGCCUUGGUGAACCUUUCUCACGGGAGUCGGUGUGAAACUGGAAAUCAGAAGUUGACAGCCAUUGUGAAACCACAGCCAGCUGUGAGUCACUGUAGUGCAAACUCAUCAGUUCCAUCUGGGCACUUGGGAGGCCUCAACCACUCUCCUCAGUCGCUUUUUCUUCCUACUCAGGUACCUACUAAAGGUGAUGAUGAAUUUUGCAACAUUUGGCAAUCUCUACAGGGAUCUGGAAAAAUUCAACACUUGCAGCCAACAAGACAAGAGAAGGGUGCAGUUCUACCUCAAGAAAUAAGUCAAGUAACUGAACCUCAAAAAUCUGGCUUUAAUGACCACAGUGUCAGACAUCAGCAAAGAAAACAUGACCCUCACCGAAAAUUUAAGGAAGAAUAUAAGAGUCCUAAAGCUGAGUGUCAGAAUCAAAAGUUGUCCAAUAAACAGACUUCUGGAGGGUCUGCCAGAUGUAAUAUUAAACUAUUGAAGAGAAAUGAAAGUCCAGGAACUUCAGAAGCUCAGAAGGUUGUGACUAGUUACCCAAAUGCAGUUCAUAAGCCUCACUUUGGAAUUGAGAACUUUUUAGCAUCUUUGACUGUCUCUAAGGAGAGUGAAGCACAGUCACCUCGUCAUGGAGACUCUCCAGAUGAGGAGCAUCUGUCACCGCAGUCCUUUGCUAUGAAAGGAACACGGAUGCUUAAAGAAAUUCUGAAAAUUGAUAGCCCUGACACAACAGACAGUAAGAAUGAUAUGAAGAAAUUUGAUAAUGAAGUCACUGUUUCUUCUAGUAGAAGAGAUGACCAUGGACUGUCAUCUCAUCCUAAGCCAAGUAAGAAGCUGGCAUGCCAUAUGAACAAGCCUCAUGCUACUAAUGAGUACCAAAACGUGGCCUCUGUGGACAGUGUGUGUUGGCCCGGCCAGAUGCCUCCUGUGUCCACACCAGUAACUGAGCUUUCACGAAUUUGUUCCCUUGUUGGAAUGCCACAACCAGAUUUCUCCUUCCUUCGAACAACACAGACAAUGACAGUUUGUCAGGUGAAAUUGUCUAAUGGCUUACUGGUACACGGGCCCCAGUGCCACUCGGAGAGUGAAGCCAAGGAGAGAGCUGCACUCUUUGCUUUACAACAACUGGGCUCCUUGGGUGUGAAUUUUCCUUUGCCUCCACCAAUAUUUACAAAUUAUCCUCCUGCGGUACCACCUGGAGCCGUCCCUCCUGCAGCCGUCCCUCCAGGAGCCAUCUCUCCUGUUUUUCCCCAACCUACUGCUAAUAUAAUGCCUUCAUCAUCUCAUAUCUUUGGCUCAGUGCCAUGGAGACCACCAGUGCCCGUUGCUGGGAAUGCCUUCCACUGUCCUUCAUAUCCUGGAACCAUGCCCGUGGCUGGAGGGGUGCCAGGCGGAGUGCACAAUCAGUUCAUACCUCUGCAGGUUACAAAAAAAAGAGUUGCAAACAGAAAGAAUUUUGAGAACAAGGAGGCCCAGAGUUCUCAAGCCACGCCACUUCAGACUAACAAGCCUGGGUCUUCUGAAGCCGCCGACAUGACUCCACAGAAAAGUCCCCCAGCCUCUUCCACAUCCUCUCAGGCUGCUGCUCAGCCUGCGUCUUCUCGUGUUGAAACUGCCUCCCAAGGCCAUGUUGUGUCCCACCAGAGGCCAGCGCCGAGCUCCUCAAGAAGGAAAUCAAGAAAACUGGCUGUCAACUUUAGCGUUUCUAAACCUUCUGAAUAAAUUUGGUACCUGGGAAUUAAUUUCUUUUAUCUCCAUCUACCUUUUUAUAAAUUGAUAUCUAUGUGUCAGAAAUGUACUAUUUUAGGAUAUGUUUAGAUUAAAUAUUUUUUAUUUUUAAGUUAUCAGGCACUUUUCAUGCUAUUUAAGGCUGUAUAUCAAAUUGUGCACUUUAAAUAUGUGCAAUUUGUUGUACAUCAGUGAUACCUCAAUAAAGCUGUAAAAGAAGAGAAAAUUAAAUCUUGUAUUAAAAUAAAUAUCAAACUGAGCAUGAUAAUUACCUAUGAACAUCGUGCUUGAGAGGCUGAGACAGAAGGAUUGCCAUAUAUUCAAGGUUAGCUAGGGCUACAUAGUGAGUUCCUGGCCAGCCUGAGACCUUGCUUCAAAAGCCAAAACUAGAGUAAAUAUGAGUGGUGUAAAUGUUGACAUGCACCUCUCUAGCCAUUGGCUUCCUCAUUGGAAGGGUCCCUGAACUAUAAACCAGUCAUUAACUUACCAUGAUGAUAAGCUUUUUACACCCUUAUUGAGGGAUAACUAAUGCAGCAUGAAUUAGGCCUAGUCAUUUACUAAGUAUGGGUUUGUUUGUUUGUAAUGAUGGAGCAACGUGACUGGAGAGUGGCCCGUACUCUGUCCACGGCAGUCUGUUGCCAAAGUCAGUCCCUCGGAUGCUGUGGAGCCAGCUCGCUUGCCGGCCGUGGCCAUGGAGCCCUCGAGCUGGCUGGUGCGGCCAGUGCUGCUUUGUUCUACAUCUUGUACCAAAGCGACUUUAGAAGACUCUCCAGGGCAUUCAUCUGACUGCUUCAAACUAGAAAUAACACUCUAGAUUUGAAAAGUAAUGAAAUUUUUUUAGAUUAUUCAAGAACCAGCAUUCAGAAUUCCUAAUAAAAUUAAGUUUCAAAAUCUACAGGGUACAGUGAUUACAAAUCAGUCUUUAAAUAGAGUACAGAAUAUUCAUCACUAAUCUUUUUUAGGCUUCUUGGGCUAUAUUUGCUUUUUGAUAUUUUUCUUUUGAGAUGGGGUCUUGCUGUGUGGUCCUGGCUGGCCUGGUACUCAUGGCAAUCCUCCACAUUCUGAGAUUCCAGCGUAUAUCACCACACCCCCUUGUGUGGUUUUUUCUCUGCUUACUUCACAUAUGUGAAAGCUCAUUGUGGGUCUAUGUGUAGAGAGCUUCCUGGGACUGGUAAAAAUGUAAACUUUUUAAAAAUUCCAAGAUGUCUUUUUUUGUGGACAUUAUUACUGCCUAUCCCAUUCUGGUUGCGCAUUUUAGCACCUGCUGAACUGCUCAGUGAUGUCACAUUUUGUCUCUGCAUGUCACUCAUGGGUGUGUGUUGUUCACACUGUUGAAAUUAUUUGGAAUUUAUGAAAUUUUCUUAAGGACAUCAGGGUGUGCAUUUAUAUAUAAACAUAUAUUUAUCUUUUAGUUUUAUGAUAUGCUUAUAUUUUUAAAGAGUAAAAUGAUCAGACUUUUUAAAAAGUAGGAACCAGUCUUUAUAUGGAGCUGCUUAUUGUUAUGUGUGAUUUAAUUUAGGUCAUUGAAAACUCUGCCAUAAGUCUUAAAGUAGUCUUACUGUUUUUUAAAAUCCUGAUGUUGAUUCCUUUCUCUGCUGCUUUCAGUGUUUUUCUCAGUGAUGGCAGAUGUAUGUAUACUAGUAGUGCCUUUAGUGUAAGAGGCAAUGAUCAUCAUCUUUCAUUUCUAUGGUCAUGUGAAGUUCUGUAACUUUGUUUUCUGUCAGCAGAAGCUGAGCUGUGUGUCAGUGGGCAGUACUGGGGCACCGUGGGAAGGCUAAGGCCCUUUCCGGUGUUUGUCUUUGUUGCUCACAAACUCUGCUUUCAAAGGAAGCAUCCAUUGCAGACGCAAGGGGAAGUCCAGUUAUGACAGUGCUGUGGUAACUGCUUCCAAGACCUUUAAAGUGUGUGGUAUUUGUUACCUCACUUACAUUUACUGUCUGUUCCCCUACCCCUGUGGAUGAGUCCACCAGGUGUACAAGCAUAUCCCCUGUAGAACACAGAGGAAGUUGUUCUGAAAAUUCCAUGAGAAAUUUAGUAAACACAAUGUUAUUGAACCUGUUAAGAUAUUUCUCUAAAGUCUGAGCACAUCAAGCUAGUGAUUCUCUAUGGAAAGCCAGGAAGAGUAGUUGAUCUUCCUGGCUAAAAAUAAAUAAAGUCUAAGGGUCAAGCUUGCAAAGAAAAGAAGAGAGAAUUCUGUACUGGCAGACAGGGAGCAGUGUGGCAUACUCUCUGUUUCCUUCCCCUCAAUGUCCUAGUCCAAACACAGGCCUGAUGUCUGAAGUGUGCAGCCUCUGCAGGGUGUGAGAGGCCAAGACUGCCUUAGCAGCAGGCUACUGUGAGGACACUGGACCUUGUGGGAGCACAUCUCUGAAACACACUUGGGCUGUGUUUUCCCCGGAUUGUCUGUUUCCGUGUAACUAGAAAAGUUAUUUGAUUAAGCCUUCCUCUCCUCGCUGGAAAUUAUUGUAAAUAUCUUUGUUCAACAAGUCUUUCUUUGUUAAGCAAAUUAAGUUCAUUUGAAGAUGGGUCCUUUCAUCCAUGGCUCCCUUUCACAAUUUUGUACAUUACCUGGUCAAUGCAUUAAUUGACCGAAGGACUUCAUAGAAUAAAGGCUUAAAUAUCUAAACCUCA
Messenger RNA from Grammomys surdaster, 6762 nucleotides. RefSeq names its product 5'-3' exoribonuclease 1 (gene Xrn1). Gene Ontology annotation, cellular component: nucleus. Lineage: Eukaryota; Metazoa; Chordata; Mammalia; Rodentia; Muridae. Gene Ontology annotation, molecular function: 5'-3' RNA exonuclease activity; RNA binding. The coding region runs from base 73 to 4125 and encodes 1350 amino acids. Gene Ontology annotation, biological process: nuclear-transcribed mRNA catabolic process; rRNA catabolic process. The record is from RefSeq and is a predicted model, not a curated record. The transcript is spliced from 31 exons.